AUGUCAGACGGGCAGCCAGAAUGGACCAACGCGGCGGCGACAGCGCUGCAAGAUGCAGUGGCUCUCGCGCGCAAGCACAGUAAUGGCUUUUUGGACCCCGUCCAUCUGGCGUGCGCGCUGUUCAAGGAUGAGAACGGUCUCCCCUCGCGUGUGCUGAAGAAAGUCGGAGCGGGAAUCGUGAUGGACGCCCUAAUGGCCCGCGUGGAGGCAAUUCCCACACAAAGCCCUGCACCGACGCAGCCGCAUCCUAACUCCGACAUGACGCGUGUACUAAACACCGCGGAGCAGAAGCGGGUUGCGUUUGGCGAUACCCUUUUGGCUGUCGACCACCUUCUCCUUGCGCUGUACGAGAGCAAAGACACCAAUUCCAUCCUGAAGGCGGCUGGUGCCGACAGUAAGACCGUUGAGAAGGCCCUGAAGGAGCUUCGCAAGGGGAAGAAAAUUACCUCAGAGUUCCAGGAUCAGAACUACGAUGCAUUGUCCAAGUACGCGAUCGACAUGUGUCGACAGGCGGAGGAUGGCAAGCUGGACCCACUUAUUGGACGUGCCGACGAGGUAUUACGCACCAUUCGCGUCCUGUCCCGGCGAACGAAAAACAACCCGGUUUUGAUUGGCGAACCAGGUGUUGGCAAGACGUCCAUCGUGGAGGGCAUCGCGCAGCAAAUUGUCCGGGGCGACGUGCCGGACACUCUUUCCUCUUCACGCAUCUUUUCUCUGGACCUCGGUGCCCUUAUUGCCGGCGCAAAAUACCGCGGCGAGUUUGAGGAGCGUCUGAAGAGUGUUUUGAACGAAGUGCGGGAGAGCCCUACCCCCAUCAUUCUUUUCAUUGAUGAAAUGCACGUCGUGCUCGGGGCUGGCAAGUCGGAGGGCGCAAUGGACGCAGCAAAUCUUUUGAAGCCCAUGUUGGCACGCGGAGAGCUGCGCACGAUUGGUGCAACGACCUUGGAGGAGUACCGCAAAUACGUGGAAAAGGACGCGGCGUUUGAGCGGCGCUUCAUGCCAGUGUACGUGACGGAGCCAAGUGUUGACGAGUGCAUCAGCAUCCUCCGUGGUCUGAAGGAACGCUACGAGACGCACCACGGUGUUCAGAUCACGGACAAUGCGGUGGUGGUUGCCGUUCAGUUGGCUGAUCGCUACAUUACGGGCCGCUUUAUGCCAGACAAAGCCAUUGACCUCAUUGACGAGGCAUGCGCAAACGUGCGUGUGCAGCUCUCGUCGCGUCCAGAGGAGAUUGAUCAACUGGAGCGCAAGAAACGUCAGUUGGAGAUUGAGGCAAAGGCGCUUGAGCGAGACAAAAAAGAAAAGUCGUCGCAGGAACGGCUGAGGAUUGUCAAGGGGGAUAUUCAGCGUGUGGAGGAGCUUCUUCAGCCACUCUUGGCACGGUACAAUGAGGAGCGUCAGCGAGUUGAUGAGCUGCACGAAAUGCAAACCCGUCUUGAUGAGAAGAAGACGAAGCUGGAGAGGGCCGAGCGAAUGCGGGACAUGGAGCUUGCCGCCGACCUCAAGUACAAUGCCAUACCCGUUAUUCAAGACCGCAUCCGGUCGUUGAAGGAGAAGAUUGAGCAGCAGAAGGCCUCCAUGGUGCAGGAGAAGGUCACGGAGGUGGAAGUUGCGGCAGUGGUGGCGCGCUGGACGGGCAUUCCGGUGAAGAAGUUAAGCCAGACCGAUCGUGAGCGACUGCUGCAGCUCUCGUCGCACCUGCACCGUCGCGUAAAAGGUCAGGAUGAGGCGGUGGAACGCGUCUCGGAGGCUAUUCUGCGGUCGCGUGCGGGUCUUUCGCGGCCACACGCACCCACUGGCUCCUUCCUCU
Messenger RNA from Trypanosoma cruzi, 1810 nucleotides. Its product is annotated as ATP-dependent Clp protease subunit, heat shock protein 100 (HSP100), putative. The annotation marks the transcript as partial. Gene Ontology annotation, cellular component: cytoplasm. Gene Ontology annotation, biological process: cellular response to heat. NCBI's taxonomy places the organism in Eukaryota, Euglenozoa, Kinetoplastea, Trypanosomatida, Trypanosomatidae. The record is from RefSeq and is a predicted model, not a curated record. Gene Ontology annotation, molecular function: ATP binding; ATP hydrolysis activity. The transcript has a single exon.